Molecule: messenger RNA, 1733 nt
Organism: Cuscuta epithymum
Lineage: Eukaryota; Viridiplantae; Streptophyta; Magnoliopsida; Solanales; Convolvulaceae
Source: the annotation of a GenBank genome assembly
CAGAGUGCAAGUGACCCACGUUCAAAACUAUUUUUUUCACACAAAGCUGUAUUAUUUUCAUACGUACGUAGCUGCGUAUUAGUUUUUCUAAAGCUUUAAUAUAUACUACGUACUUAUACUCCGUUUUAGCUAAUAAACUGCUGGGUUACAUAUAAUACUUAAUAUCCUCGUAGUUCUGUGUCCGGCGAUUCGCCGAAGAGCUUGUUAUAUCUUGGAGGAAGAUUUCCGGCCACCGAAAAUACUUUCUUUAGGACAGCGUCUAACGCGUCUCGAGUUGUUUUAUUUUUCUAACAUUGUUUUGCAGGUUCCGACGAAGAAUAUCUCCAACAAUCUAAAGAAAGUAUAUGUCAUCGGAAACGGCCGCCCCAAAUUGCCGUAGAGAAAAGGAGAGUCAGUCAUCGGAGUGCCUCAUAUCCAUGGGCCAUGGCUGAGAUGAGGAUGGACGAAAAGUCAUCACAUAUGUGGGUCGCUGCUUCCUGACCAUCCUGGUAUGUGGACGGCAACAAGGUUCCAUCAACACAUUUGCCCUUAUCUAUGUUGAUGAUGUUCUCCUAGCAGGAAAUAACAUGGCCCACAUCGAAAGUGUGAAAGGUUAUUUGGAUGCACAAUUUAGCAUUAAAGAUUUGGGUCAAUUGAAAUAUUUUCUCGGCAUUGAAGUUGCUCGCUCUCAAGAAGGCUUUGUCUUAAGCCAACGCAAGUACACUCUAGACAUUCUAGAAGAAAGUGGGCUUUUGGGCGGUCGUCCUAGCUCAUUCCCCAUGGAACAAAAUUUAAAACUUCGACCGGACGAUGAUAGCCCACCAGUAGACGCCUCUUCCUAUCGCCGCCUUAUAGGGAGACUAUUAUACCUCACAGUAACUCGUCCUGACAUCGUUUACUCUGUUAGUCAUCUUAGCCAGUUUCUAAGUAAUCCUCGGCAGACCCAUCUUGAUGCAGCCCUCCGAAUACUUCGCUAUCUGAAACAGACACCUGGGCAGGGCAUUUUCUUAUCAUCUGAUAAUGAUGCUACCUUAAAAGGUUAUUGUGAUGCUGAUUGGGCAGGGUGCUCUUUUACUCGCAGAUCCAGUACUGGAUAUUUCAUCACUCUUGGAAACUCACCUAUUUCCUGGCGAACAAAAAAACAGUCUGUUGUGUCUCGCUCUUCUGCUGAAGCAGAGUAUCGUGCCAUGGCGGUCACAGUUAGUGAAAUUUUAUGGCUACGAUGGUUACUCGGAGACCUUAUGAUAACUCAAAAGGGUCCAACGCCGCUACAUUGUGAUAACCAAGCAGCUCGACAUAUUGCCAUGAAUCCAGUUUUUCAUGAGCGUACCAAACAUGUUGAAAUAGACUGUUAUUUUGUACGAGAGAGAGUUGCCACUGAUGAGAUCCAACAUGUAUCUAUUUCUACAGCUAAUCAAGUUGCCGAUAUAUUCACCAAAGCACUUGGUGCCGACCGUUUUCAAUUUCUCCGGAGCAAGUUGGGUGUUCGAGACCUUCACACUCCACCUUGAGGGGGAGUAUUGGAAUAUUUAAUAUUUAUUUCCCUUCUAUUAUUUCUUUCAAUAUUACAUAUGUAAUGUUACAACUACACAUGAGUACGUGGGUUACAUGGUCUUGCAUGGCCCAUGCAUGUUACCUUGUUAUUUCUCAUCAUGUAUAUCAUAGCAUAUAUACCUCACGAGAUCGACAUGAAAUAAACAAGAGAGAGUAUUUUCUUCCCUUAUAAAGUUUUCACAUUUUAGUUUCAUAUUUCC